CGGAAGCAACCCUGCGAUCCAUGAGCGGCGCUUCUCAUAUACACGGCUGCCGGCUGGCUGGUCGCCAAAGACGCCUUGCGUCCUUCCCACGCUCCACAGCACACUCGCUCGCUCGUAUGCAGUAAUCGCUAAUCAAUAUGUCACAAACUCCCAGGUCGACGGUUGGGACCGUCAAGUCCUGGAACAGUCGCUAUUCAGGAUGGACUGAUGAUUCCUACGCCAUGCAAAACAGAGGAAUGGAGGAGGUAGAACGAGCAAAGCUGCGACCACCACGAACUUCGAACGAGGACUUUCCAUGGUUAUCAUCAGAAUUCGAGCCCAUCAAAGCGGUGCAAGAUGCGAGAACAGGAACGCCGCCGCAAUGGUUUCGAGAAGGGCAAAACGCAAACCGGAACAUCUCGACACGUUCGGGAAAAUCAAUACAAUCGGGACGAACAGGGAGAAGCGGUGCACGCGAUAGUAUUGUCGACUUGCAUUUGAUUGUGUCCGAUCUCGAUUACUACGCCGGUGCCGUACACGAUUAUCAGGCAGACGAGGAAGCCAACUUCGAGGACGAUCUCAAAGGAUGGGAUGAAGAACAAGCGUCUGGCGACUGGCCACUCUCCGAUGGCGAUGAAGGCAGCACAUUCGGUCAGAUCCAAAUCAUUCGAGAUGCAUCACGGAUGGGCAGGAACGGCACUGUCAAGCGCGGUGGUUCACAGAAGCAGGGCAAAGGCGAGAAAGAUCACAAUCUCGUCACUUGGGAUGGACCGGACGACCCAACGAAUCCGAAGAACUGGUCAAAACGCAAGCGAUGGGCGGCUACAAUCACAGUAUCGCUCUUCACAUUCAUCUCACCGGUAUCGAGUUCCAUGGUCGCACCAGCUCUGGCUCAAGUACGACAAGACCUCAACAUGAACAGCAUGUUCUUAGCGGAACUCUCGCUCUCAGUGUUCAUUCUCGGCUUCGCAUUGGGGCCUUUGUUUCUUGGACCGCUGUCAGAACUUUUCGGGCGACGAAUCGUGCUACUACUCAGCAAUGUAUUCUACUUUGCUUUCAACCUGGCCUGCGGCUUUGCAAACAACACUGGCGAGCUUGUCGCAUUUCGAUUCUUCGCCGGUCUCGGUGGCUCCGCGCCUUUGGGUAUUGGUGGUGGUGUUCUUGCAGAUCUCUGGCUUCCCACAGAACGUGGUAGAGCGAUGGCUCUGUACUCUCUCGCACCUCUUCUCGGUCCAGCAAUCGGUCCUAUUGCUGGAGGUUUCGUCUCAGAAUAUUCUACAUGGAGAUGGGUCUUCUGGUCCACUUCAAUCAUGGCUUUUUUCGUCGAGAUUCUCGGGUUCUUCUUCUUGCAGGAGACAUACGCCGCUACAGUUCUGGCCAAGAAGAAGCGCAGACUGAUUAAGCUCACCGAUAACAAGGACCUACACACCGAAUUCGACAACCCAUCGCGCAGUUUCGCAAACCAUCUCGGCGUUGCGCUCAAGCGACCUUUCAUCCUGCUCUUCACUCAGCCCAUUGUCCAGGUCCUGGCUCUCUACAUCGGCUACGUAUACGGAGUACUUUACCUCGUGCUCGCAUCUUUCCCGGCAGUAUGGCGGACUCAAUACAACGAAAGCGUCAGCAUCGGCGGCCUAAACUACAUCUCACUAGGUCUCGGCUUCUUGAUCGGAACACAAAUCGCUGCAAAAUUCGCAGACAGAAUCUACAAGAGACUAAAGGCCAAAAACAACGACAUCGGCAGAUCCGAGUUCCGCGUACCAUUGAUGUUCCCAGGUGCAGCGAUGGUGCCAAUCGGACUACUGAUCUACGGCUGGAGCGCCCAAUUCAGAGUCCACUGGAUUGUGCCAAAUAUUGGAACGGCGAUUUUUGCAGCUGGAAACCAACUUGUUUUCCAGAACUGUCAAACUUACCUCGUCGAUGCGUACACGAGGUAUGCAGCAUCUGCGAUCGCCGCAACGGCAGUUUUGCGAUCUUUGGGAGGUUUCGGAUUUCCGUUGUUCGCAAGUGCAAUGUACAGCGGCCUUGGCUAUGGCUGGGGCAACACCACUCUGGCAUUCAUCGGCAUUGCAGUCGGCAUUCCUUCGCCAUUCAUCCUAUGGUGGUUCGGAGAAGCGUUGCGGAAGAAGAGUACUUUCGCUGCAGGAUAAGCGGAAGCGACGAGAAAAGACACAUUUGUUCGGACUUGAUGUACAGCCGCAGACGUUCCCAGAAUGUCACGAAAGCUAUUCGUUUUUAAUUUGCUAC
Molecule: messenger RNA, 2223 nt
Organism: Cercospora beticola
Lineage: Eukaryota; Fungi; Ascomycota; Dothideomycetes; Mycosphaerellales; Mycosphaerellaceae
Product: MFS transporter
Biological process (GO): transmembrane transport
Cellular component (GO): membrane
Molecular function (GO): transmembrane transporter activity
Source: RefSeq, a predicted model, not a curated record